Molecule: messenger RNA, 342 nt
Organism: Anopheles gambiae (African malaria mosquito)
Lineage: Eukaryota; Metazoa; Arthropoda; Insecta; Diptera; Culicidae
Product: ataxin-8
Exons: 1
Source: RefSeq, a predicted model, not a curated record
CAACAACAACAACAACAACAACAACAACAACAACAACAACAACAACAACAACAACAACAACAACAACAACAACAACAACAACAACAACAACAACAACAACAACAACAACAACAACAACAACAACAACAACAACAACAACAACAACAACAACAACAACAACAACAACAACAACAACAACAACAACAACAACAACAACAACAACAACAACAACAACAACAACAACAACAACAACAACAACAACAACAACAACAACAACAACAACAACAACAACAACAACAACAACAACAACAACAACAACAACAACAACAACAACAACAACAACAACAACAACAACAACAACAA